This is a messenger RNA of Closterium sp. Naga37s-1, 3450 nucleotides long. Lineage: Eukaryota; Viridiplantae; Streptophyta; Zygnematophyceae; Desmidiales; Closteriaceae. The record is from the annotation of a GenBank genome assembly.
AUGACUCCGCCGCGCCGAUCAACGGAGAGCGCUCCCACUCCGCAGGCUCCGCGGGAUCGGCGGGAGGUGGCGGCUGCGGCGGCGGCGGAGGCGGCGGAGGCGGCGGCGGGCAUGAUGCCGCGCGGGGGGGUGUCUUGGUACGGCAUCCGCGGGAGGCUGAUGGGGGCGGUGAAGCAGGUGCUGCACGCUGCACUGCACGAGCUGGGCUUCGUGCUCUCGCACAAGAACCGCAUGGCCUACUUCAAACAGGAGCUACACCACACGCCGCUGCACCUGCUACAAGCCUCAGUGCAUGCGAGGGAGCGGUACAUGAAAGAGACGGGGCGGAGGGAAGCCAAGGUAUGGCCCAUAUGCAAGGCGCAGGCGUGCAUGUUUCUAGACGAGCUGAAGGUGCCUGUGCCUGCUGCUCUCCUGCUGCCGUCCGAAGGCGGCAGCUGGGUAGCCCCUGUUGGGGGAGAGGAGGUGGAAAAGGAGGAGGUGGUGGCGGAGAAGGAGGAGGAGGAGGAGGAGGAGGAGGAGGAGGAGGAGGAGGAGGAGGAGGAGGAGGAGGAGGAGGAGGAGGAGGAGGCGGCGGAAGAGGAGGAGGGAGAGGAGGAGAAGGAGGGAGACGAAGAGGAGGGGCGCUUUGCUGGGAAGAUUUCAGAAGGGAAAGAUAGGGAUGGUAGAGAGGAGGUGGACAAGGAGGGAGGAACGAAAGGUCUUACGAAGGAUGUUAGGAGGGCGAAGAGGAUUAGGAGGGCUGAGGAGGCGACAGGGGGAGUGAGCAGCGUCGGUAGGGAGGUUGGUGGUGGUACUGAUGAGCGUGGUGGCAGUGAUGAUGAGGUUCGGCAUGGAGGCAGGGCCGCUGCCACGGAUCAUAUGUCCACUCCAACCAUCCCCACCAUCCCCACCAUCCCAACCGCCCCUCACAUGCCUCCUCCCCCAUACGCCCCCCGCCCUCCACCAACCCACAGCGUACCCCCCAACACUCCGCCUCUCCCACACAUGCCUGGUAUAUCCACCCCACUCCAGUUCUCCGUCCCACCCCCACCCCCCACUGGCUCCUGUGCGCUCCUGCUGAGGCACGCUCGAAGCAACGUGGCUGCUAUUGUGGAGGGAGCAAAGGCGAGUAUGGCAGCGAUGGUGGAGCCUCUGACUGCAGAAGAGGAGAAGCAACGGGAGGAGCAUGCGAGGGAGCUGUGGGCUAUAGUUGACUGGGUGAAGGGGGAGACGCACAGGUUGGUGGAGGAUAUGAAAGAGCAGAUGGAGGAGGAGUUGAGGAAGUUCAUGGAGAUUGCGCAGGAGAAGGUGAGGAGGAGUAAAGAAAGGCGAGCAGCUAUACGCAACAGCCGUGCUGCUGCUGCUGCUGCUGCUGUUGCUGCUGCUGCUGCUGUUGCUGCUGCUGCUGGUGGUGAUGGUGAUGGUGCUGCUGGUGAUGGUGGUGGUGGUGGUGUUGGUGAUGGUGCUGGUGAUGGUGGUGGUGGUUGUGGUGGUGGUGGUGGUGGUGGUGGUGGUGGUGGUGGUGGUGGUGGUGGUGGUGGUGGUGGUGGUGGUGGUGGUGGUGGUGGUGGUGGUGGUGGUGGUGGUGGUGGUGGUGGUGGUGGUGGUGGUGGUGGUGGUGGUGGUGGUGGUGGUGGUGGUGGUGGUGGUGGUGGUGGUGGUGGUGGUGGUGGUGGUGGUGGUGGUGGUGGUGGUGAUGGUGAGGGUGGUGGUGGUGGUGGUGGUGGUGGUGGUGGUGGUGGUGAUGGUGCGGGUGGUGGUGGUGGUGAUGGUGCGGGUGGUGGUGUUGGUGAUGUUGCUGGUGGUGCGGGAUGUGAAGGUGCGGGUGUUGAUGGUGCUGGUUAUGCGGGUGGUGCUGGUGGUGGUGGUGGUCAUGGUAGUGGCAGUGAUAGUGCUGCUGGUGGUGGUAGUGGUAGUGGUGAUGGUAGUGGUGGUGGUGGUGGUGCUAGUGGGGGCUUAGCAGUAGGCGACCAGGCCGACUUGCGGAGUCGCCAGAUUUGGUCAAAGGCGGCGUCGAAUUUACCAGGGGAUGAGGUCUCGAGCUUCAACACUGCUCGCGUCGACGGAGACAAUCGCGCGCCGAUCGCCGGUAGCAGCAUCCGCGGCGAAGCUUCCAUCAGCGACGCUAUUACUGCUUCUUUCGAGUCGCAAGCGACGCGGGCGUCGAGAAAGACGCAGAAGCCGGGGGCAGUGCGCCUCGUGCUUUUGAGAAACAACUCGUUCGGCGCCAAAUGUCUCGACGGCAGUCCCCCGGGGUACUACAUCCGGCGGGGCAGGGGCGCGGGGCGGGCGAACUGGCACGUGCACCUGCCGGUGGGCGCGUGGUGCGGCGACGAGCGCAGCUGCGCCAAGCGGUCACUCAACCUCCUCGGCUCAUCCACCCCGUGGGCCGCCGAGGCUGCUGCUGCUGCUGGCCGCGGCAGCAAGAAGGUAUACCCCGCGUUUACCGGGCUGCUAUCCAGCAGCGCAGCAGUCAACCCGGCCUUCCACGCGUGGAACCUGGUGCGUCUCGUGUACUGCGAUGGGGGCGGGUACACGGGCACGAGAGGGCGCAUAGACGUGGCGGGGAACAAGAGCUUGUACCUGGACGGGUGGAACAUCGUGCAGGCGGUGCUGCAAGGUGGGUGGCUGGCUCAUGCUGCAUGGCUGCUUACUCGCAUGGGGGUGGAACCUGGUGCGCCUGGCCUGCUGUACUGCGAUGGGGGCGGGUACACGGGCACCCCGGGGGCAGGUGGCAGGAGCUUGUACCUGGGCGGGUGGAACAUUGUGCAGGCGGUUCUCUGCAAGAUGCAGGCUUCCUUGCUGGUCAGUGCUGCUGCUGCCGCUGCCGCUGCUGCUGCUGCUGCUGCUGCCGCUGCUGCUGCUGCUGCUGCUGCUGCUGCUGCUGCUGCUGCUGCUGCUGCUGCUGCUGCUGCUGCUGCUGCUGCUGCCGCCGCCGCCGCCGCCGCCGCCGCCGCCGCCGCCGCCGCCGCCGCCGCCGCUGCUGCUGCUGCUGCUGCUGCUGCUGCUGGGAAACGCCCAACCAGCAUUUUCCUGUCGUUGCCAGCACACAAUCUACUUCCCUUCCCUCUGCAACACCCAAAUGCUGUGUGCAUCCAUGCAUCUCUCGCACUAUUGCGCAUGCGGUGCGCCAAACAACCCUUCACUCUCUCAUCCAACCUGCCCCCUCCCGCCCCUCUCACGUGCGGCAGAUGCCAAGGACCAGUUCGAGCAGCACCGGUGGCGUGGCGGGACAACGUGCAGCGAGUGACCUCUGAGUCGACUCAAAAGUCAUCCCUCCACUCUCUCGCCCACCCUGCCUGCCCCCUCCCGCCCCUCUCACGUGCAGAUGCCAAGGACCGGUUUGGGCAGUACCGGUGGCGGGACAGCGUGCAGCAACUGGCGGCCUUCCACCAGAUCAACAUCCCUACUUGCCCUAGAGGUACGCCUUUAGACCCGGCCGGCCCAGCUCAUCAGAGUGGCAACGUUUGA